This is a messenger RNA of Baudoinia panamericana UAMH 10762, 510 nucleotides long. RefSeq lists its product as uncharacterized. Gene Ontology annotation, cellular component: cytoplasm; peroxisome; mitochondrion. Gene Ontology annotation, biological process: cellular response to oxidative stress; cell redox homeostasis; hydrogen peroxide catabolic process. NCBI's taxonomy places the organism in Eukaryota, Fungi, Ascomycota, Dothideomycetes, Mycosphaerellales, Teratosphaeriaceae. The record is from RefSeq and is a predicted model, not a curated record. Bases 1 to 510 code for a protein of 169 amino acids. The transcript has 4 exons. Gene Ontology annotation, molecular function: thioredoxin peroxidase activity.
AUGCCACCACUCAAGACAGGCGACAAGUUCCCGGAGGGCGUCAAGUUCGAGUAUGUGCCAAUCACGGACCCAGACCCGAAGGCAUGUGGCAUGCCGCAAGAAUACGACGCCAGCAAGGAGUUCAAAGGGAAGAAGGUUGUACUAGUCUCGGUUCCUGGCGCAUUUACGCCUGGCUGCCAGGCCUACCAUAUCCCGCCUUACCUCGAGAACUUUGACAAGCUCACGUCGAAGGGCGUCGAUCUGGUUGUCGUGAUUGCAUUCAAUGACGGCUGGGUCAUGAGCGCAUGGGCUAAGGUCAAUGGUGUCAAGCCGGACAGCAAGGUCCUGUUCAUGAGCGACUCGAAGAGCUUCUUCGCCAAGGACAUCGGGUGGAUGGCUGGUAUGGGCGAGCGAAACGGCCGUUGGGCGAUGAUCAUCGAGAAGGAUGGCACCGUCAGCUAUGCGGAGCAAGAGUCCAGCCCUCGUGAGGUCAAGGUCUCGAGUGUCGAUGCAGUUCUGUCCAAGCUAUGA